Messenger RNA from Dermacentor silvarum, 5644 nucleotides. RefSeq lists its product as uncharacterized. Gene Ontology annotation, biological process: choline metabolic process; acetylcholine catabolic process. The transcript is spliced from 6 exons. Gene Ontology annotation, cellular component: plasma membrane. Bases 99 to 3578 code for a protein of 1159 amino acids. NCBI's taxonomy places the organism in Eukaryota, Metazoa, Arthropoda, Arachnida, Ixodida, Ixodidae. The record is from RefSeq and is a predicted model, not a curated record. Gene Ontology annotation, molecular function: acetylcholinesterase activity.
CGCCGCUCGCACUGACGGCCGAAACGCGCGCGGCGCCCUUGAAUGGAGCGGGUGGAAUGCACCUUUCUGUCUAGAAGACCACAGGGUUGCCAGGCGAAAUGGGCAAAUCAGUUCUCAUCUGUCUCCUCCUAUGCCCACUCUCCGUGCUCUGCGUGCGACGGGAGCAGCCAUCGAGCGACGCGUUGGCCUACACAAAGUCGGGCGUUCUACGCGGCAGCACGCAGAUGGUCAUGGGAAAACCCGUAGACACCUUCUUCGGCAUACCAUUCGCACAGCCACCAGUAGGGGACCUGCGUUUCAAGAAACCCGUCCCGGUCAAACCUUGGGGCGGAAUUCGAAACGCAACCCGGCUUCCGCCGCCGUGCGUGCAAAUAGAGCUCGAGCUUCCCAUGACCUGGACCAAGAGCAAACAGCCCGCGUCCGAGGAUUGUCUAUACCUGAACGUGUGGGCGCCGCCAUGCUCCCAGGAGGACUGCAACUGCUCGCUCAAGAACAUCCUCGUCAACGUGUACGGAGGCGGCUACAGCGUGGGCUCGAGCGACUGGGACAUCUACGACGGCGCUGCACUGGCGUCCAUCGGAGACGUCGUCUACGCCAACAUGAACUACAGAGUCGGUGCUUUCGGCUUCCUCAACGGCAAGGUUCCAGAGGCUCCUGGGAAUCAGGGGCUUUUCGACACCCUUCUGGCCAUAAAGUGGAUCAAGGAGAACGCCGUGGCGUUCGGCGGCAAUCCCGACAAGAUCACGCUGUUCGGCGAAAGCGCCGGAGCGGUGACCGUUGGCUACUUCCUGGUGUCUCCCCUGGCCAGGGGCAUCGUCAACCGGGUCAUCAUGCAGAGCGGCAGCCCGUACUGGAGAAUUGGCGACAACACUGACAGCGGACCUCAGAAGCUCCUCGACGUGGCGAAGAAAGUCGGUUGCGCCGACGCCGCCGUGGACUUCCGCCGGAAUCACGAGAGCGUCAUGCACUGCAUGCGAACCAAAGUUUCCGCAGAGGCGAUCCUCGAAGCCGGUCGUCAGAUGUACGGCAAGAAGCACUCGAGCGCUUUCUUCCCGAGCUACGGUGACGAGUUCCUACCCCAGGACCCCGUGAAGAGCUUCGAAAGCGGCGACUUCGAUCAUAAGACACCCGUGUUGUUGGGCACCAACCAGGACGAAGGUUCUGUCUUCCUCACCACGAUCCUUCCAGAGAUCUUCCCCCCCGACGGCGUCGUCGAGUUGUCGAAGGACGAAGCCGGAUUCUACCUCAUCUUGAUGUUUCAGUAUCUCAUGGGCAAGACGACCACUGAAGUGAGAGAUUUCUACUUCAAACACAUGCACAAUCCCAACACCUCCGCCGUACUCACGGCAGCGUCGGACGCCGUGGGUGACUACGCCUUCACGUGCCCUGUGAACUACUUCGCCAAGGCCGUGUCUCGUAGAGGCGGCGAUGUCUAUUACUACUAUUAUACGCACCGUUCAGCCCGCACCAACAGGUCGGAGUGGAUGGGAGUGGCCCACUUCGAGGAGUUUCCGUUUGUCGUCGGCCUCCCGUUUUGGUGCGACCUCCACUACCCCGAGGAAGAGAUACGGUUCAGCCGGCGUGUGAUGGACAUCUGGGUAACAUUCGCCAAAAACGGGAGUCCCCCAAGAGUGAACGGUACUGAUUGGCCGAAGUACACAGAGGAGGCCCCGUACUACAUGGAACUCAACCCGAAGCACUUCCACGUGGGCCGCGGGGUGCACGAGCACAGCUGCCGGUACUGGAGAAAGCACAUCGUUCGAGACGCUUUACCCGGUGUCAUUAUCAGUGUCAUGACACUUUAUCCGGCCAGUACAAACGACAGCGUUGCGGCGACGCGAACUGGUGCGGACGGUGGCGCAAGGUGCCUUGAUAACGCCAGCAAAGUACUGCAGGUGGCGGCGCCAGGAACUAUGAGCGCCACACGGUUCGCCAUUUUCCUAACCGUGGCCGCAGCCGCAGCUGCCUUCGCCUCUGCCGCGAAGAUAUACCGACCCGCCGUGUACACGACCUCCGGCAAGCUGGUUGGGCUCAAGAAAGAAGCGUUCGGUCGGCCCAUCGACGUGUUUUACGGAAUACCGUACGCACAACCGCCGCUGGAUGAACUCAGGUUCCAGAAGCCCGUGCCAGUGACGCCCUGGAAAGGCUUGCGCGACGCGUCGACGCCGCCGUUCCCGUGCAAGCAGCCAGACUUCUUCGUGCACCAAAACUAUACGAUACAGACGCGAAACUCCACGGAGGACUGUCUCUACCUCAACGUGUGGACGCCCGCGAGAUACUGCCGCGACAUCAAGACGUGCGGCCCCAAGGCCGUCAUGGUUUUCAUCCACGGAGGGGCCUUCACGUACGGCAGCAGCAGCUGGUCCUUCUACGACGGCAUCCACUUCGCGUCGACUGGAGACGUGGUUGUCGUCACGCUGAACUACCGGGUCGGGCCUUUCGGCUUCUUCAGCUCGGGACUCGACGGUCUGAACGGUAACCAGGGCAUGUACGACCAGAUCCUCGCGCUCACGUGGGUCAAGUCCAACAUCAAGCACUUCGGAGGCGACCCAGAGCUCAUCACUGUGUUCGGGCAGAGUGCGGGAGCCAUCUCCGUCGGCUACCUGCUCGUGUCGCCACUCAGCCGCGGACUGUUCCGGCGGGCCAUCAUGGAGAGCGGAAGUCCCUUCUGGAUGUUGCACGACAAUCGCGACACUGCGCUCCAGAAGAGCUUCUCGCUGGCCAACGCGCUCGGCUGCACGACGGGCUUCGAGAAGAUCAUCGAAGACCCCCGAGUGAUGGCCUGUCUCCGCUCGAAGGAUGCCAGCGAGAUCGUGAGCGUGGCCACGGAGGUCCUGGGACCCCAGGCCGAGACGUUCUUCCCGAGUCGCGACGGCGAGCUCUUCCCGGACGACGCCAAUGUUCUGAUGGACGCCAUGAAGACUUCCGGAGUGGAACUGCUCAUUGGAAACAACAAGAACGAAGGCACCUACUUCGUCUACAACUUCCUCGCCAAGGGACUCAAGUUCCACAAUCUGGCGCACAUCACCAAAGACGAGCUCGGCUUCUACAUGGUGCUCUUCUUCCGGACUAUGCUGCAGUCAGGCGUGAACGAAAUCCGCGAGUUCUACCUGGAUAAGUUGAACAGCACCGAUCCCGAAGUGAUAUUGCAGCGCGGAUCCGACGCUGUGGGUGACUUCCUUAUCACGUGCCCCAGCCGCUACUUUGCGGAGAAGUACCAGCGCAAAGGUCAGCCGGUGUACUACUACCAGUUCUCGCACAAGCCCAGCUUCAGCGUGUGGCCGCAGUGGAUGGGCGCGACGCACUUCGACGAGUUCCCGUUCGUGUUCGCGCAUGUCAUGGCCUUCCCAGAGCUGGUGACGCCCGAGGAGGUCGCGCUCAGCCGGCAGCUGGUCGAGAUCUGGACGACUUUUGCUAAAAUCGGGCGCAUGCCAACGCUGGGCAAGAUCGCGUGGCCCCGGUACUCGGCUGCGGGCCCCUACAUGGUGGACAUCAACCUCAAGGUCCUCACCAUCAAGAAAGGACCGCAGGAGGAGAACUGUAACUUCUGGAGGCGCUACUUCAAGUUAGACGGCUGAGAGUGCGACCCACUGUUCAAGUCUGCCGAAGUGCCAAAUCAGGGGGCGCAAGAGAAUGUGCCUCACUUUGAUUGGCUGCCUAAAGGUCAGCCUAUCUUCCAGUACUGCCGAGCCUCUGCAUCGACGUGAAGCUUCGAAGACGCUGAUCACAUUGAUGUCACCAUCGAAGAUCCUCGGAACAUGACUUCUUCUCCGAGAGUGACAUGUUACAAGACCUCAGUGAACGACAUUUGUUUGUGUUGCCAUUUUCGUCAUUUCGUAUUGUUUAGUUAUCAUCAGUCGCACAACACCUAACCCAGAUGCUCGUAUCACUUCGUUUGGUGUUCAAACUGAGGACGUAAUCUCUUGUACAACAGCGGUGAGCCGAAACUGCUUUUUCUUUCUCGUAUGGUACUUCGUGGCACUAGAAAUUACAUCAGAGAGCUCAGUGCAACUUCAGAUGCAGGAGGAGGAGAUAAAAAAAGGGAGAAGGAAGGGAUGUUAACGGGAAAUUUGUCUCGUUGGCUACCAUACGCUAGAUAUACCAACGACAUAGUGUUGCACGUCUUUCCUUGUGGAAAAAUCUGUGGGAAUCACUUUUUUUUCAUGGAAGGCCAAAGUUCUUCCAGAUGUUACCCUUGUGGACGAAUUAACGCAGACACGUAAAAGCGAUUGGUGGAUAUAAGUUUCGUUGCAUCUAAACGGCGCGCAUCGACAUAACAAGAACGAAGAAAUUAGUUCUGUUAUCAAGCAGAAUUGAACAUUUUUGCAGGUAAAUAAACAUACAGAAUAUUGUUACAAACUUGUAACAGUACUCUGUUUGUAAAAGUUGCACUGUAGUGGUUGUUAGACUAGUGUACUAUAACUGUAAUGUCACAUUCUUCUGCUAACCUACAUGUCUAAGACAGGUAAGGCUGCAUUAUUUCAACCUGCAGAGGGCAAAAAAUACUGCCUUUUUUUCUUCAUUUAUAACGUAAUGCCUUCCUGCUCAAAAUGGUCAUUUCUAACGUAAUGCCUUUCUGCUCAGAAUGGCAGCGUGUGCAGUGAUUCUCCUUAAGAUUUGUUAAAGCUGUGUCAGCGAUGUCAGUGUUACACCAAAGCACUCGUUGUUUAGGUUUCAUCUUCAGUCGUUGUCUCCAUCGUGUUUUAAAAUAUGUGUUUCGCUAACAGCUUCCCUUCUGAAGGGCAGCUUUCAAAAAGAGACAUAUUGUAAUCACUAUCGAGCCGAUGGCGGAGCACAUCUCCUUAAUUUCCUGGGCAAUUGGCUUCUCGAACAUACUGCAAGGAAUCUUAUCAUUGUCCCGAGGACAGAGAAUGGUCGCCAAUCUGUAACCUUCAGAAUACGUGACCACGCGAAUGUACAGUAACUUUGUAUCUUGCACUGUCGUGGUGUAGAUUUAUGUGUUUACGUUUGAGUAGGAGUUCAUGAGCGUUUUUGUUUCGCUAUGUCCUUGUUAACAUUGCGUGCGUGCCCAAUAGGCACUUUCUUUUUUUUUUUUUUUACGGUUUCAUCAGUGUCACUUGGCAGCCCAAGUUAUGGUCUUACACCAUAUGUUGUCUUAAUGUUGAUUAUUUGUGAACCAUCUUGUCUGUUCAUUAUUUGCUAACAGUGCUGCCACCACGCUGUAGGUACCACUUCCUGUUCUGCGAGCCGUAAUGACAAUGCAACUUUCCACUAUUAGCGGCGCUAUUGGCGCACAAGAACGAUGCCACACGAUUACAGCAUGCGUGUGAAAUCUUUUCUUUUCAGUUUUAUUUGCGCAGCUGCCAUUCUGGGCUCAUAUUCACGAAACUUCUCUUAAUCAGAUGCCGUCUACGACUGGCCGUAACCGUGGUGGUUGUCCCCUUAUCACGCCGAUUGGUAUCUCGAGUGGCGGGCUCCCAAGCGCUGGCUAAUGAGGAAACGCUCUUACGUAAGAGAUGUCUUGUGAAUAUGGACUCUGAAUCCUAGUCGUCAGUGGCGCGAAAAGCGUGCCAGCGUUACGUGGAUAUAUUGCUCGUCUUUUUCGUUGUAUAAUUAUUUGAAUCUUAUAUUGACUGCCGAAUGCAGUGUCCCUCGAAUAAAACACUAAGCCUUGUUAUACCUA